AUGGUGAUAUUCCUCAAACAAAAAGGACCCCUUGUUAGCACGAAAUCCUGUUCCGAUCAGGUCUUUGUGGCCAAACUGCCCUUCAAAUCGUCGCCGCGAGAAAACUUUGAGUAUCUGGAGUCCCUUCUCCAGUACGGAAUCUCCCCGUACUUCAAUGUCCUGACCACCAAUACAAGCUCCCAAUCAGUGACUAGCACACAGAAAAAGAUCUCAGAGUUGACGUUAUCGUUCCAGCAUCUUCAGCAAACGAUCCAGGUGCCAAAUCUCCUAAUCUCAGCACAUCCAAUCAUCAAGAACACUGUUCAAACAAACCAGUACUUGGCAGCAUUUUCCAUCGAUCUUUUAGACGAAAAUACAAAGACCGACUCGAAGUUUCUCAACGAGCUUCAAUCCAUCGUGAACGAUUGGGCCAAACAAGUCCAAAAUAUCACCCAGCUAGUUCACGAGCCGUCGGAUGGAACAACGCUCGAAGAGGUCAACUUUUGGGCGUCCAAAGAAGUGGCUCUGUUGGCUAUCCAGGAACAAUUGAAAAGCCCGGAGGUUCAGCUGACUCUUGACAUUUUGAGAUCCGCUAAAAGAUAUCACGCAACAGUGACCUUUGCAGAUACAGGAAUUGCAGACUCAUUGAAUCUGACUAUCAAAUAUACCCAACUUCUAAAAGACUUACCCAUUAAUGAUCUUCUGUCGGCCCAAUCACUCGAAAAGGUCGAAGACGCUAUCUUUGCAAUAUUCGAGCAUCUUAGAAAACUCAGAGUCACCAUGUAUCCAAUUCCACGUGCAAUCGAACUCUGCCAGACAAUAGUUGAGGAUAUCAUCCAUUGCAUAAUUUCCAUUCUAUUCAACAAGAACGUCAUGGAGCUGAACUUUGCUGAGUUCAGUGCUACAAGUCACCAGAUCGAUAACGUGCUAGACCAGAUAGCAGAAAACGUCAAGGAAUUCAUAUCUAUGGCCCGCGAACUUCUACGAAAACGGUCCGAUAAGUUCAUCGCGGUGAAGAUCACCAUCCCUGACGAUGUGAGACAGAAAAUGAUCAAAAUCACAGAGUUUAGACAACAACAUGAACAGUUAAACAACAUUAUGAGUCAGGUCGCUCAAAUCAAUAGAACUGCCGAAUAUUCAGAUGACCUGGACGAUGCCUACGACCUAGUCAGAAACUCGAAUCCCUUUAACUUUGGAACAGAUGGCCAACGGGCCUGGUUGCAAGCCGAGAAGAGUUACCUCAAAAAAAUUGCUUCGCUGGAGAACAAACUUAUCGAGCUUCUUAGGGAGUCGCUGCAGCAGUCUGGAAGUCCGAACGAACGUUUCACCACUCUCGAGAAGUACUCAUUUCUUCUGACACGCACCAGUAUCCGAACGUCUAUUUUCGAUCAUCAGCAUGAAUUACUUCAAGUUAUCCAGAACGAUCUUAGCUUGCUUCAAGAGGAGUUCAAACGCCAAAAAUAUACCCAGCAAGUUCUACAGCUUCGAUCUCUCCCUCGCUUCACCAGUUUGAUCAUAUGGGCUGGCCAAGCCAAGUUCAAAAUUGAAUUUCUGGUUUCGAGACUGGAGCUAGUUUUGACCAAGGACUGGUCAAAAUACCCAGAGGGAAAGAAGAUCGAGAGCGAAAUAAAGUUAUUUCUCGAGAAGCUUGAUAUCGACCAGAUUUAUACCGAAUGGCUUGCGAGCUUCAAUGAGAACUCUAAGCAGGCGAUAAUCGAGCAAAAGAUCUUCAAGAUCGACCGAACAGAGUCCAAGGAUUUGAAGAUCAAAGUGAAUCUUUCUGCUACGGAUGCUGAUCUAUUCAAAGAAGUUCAAAUGCUUCAGAUUAUGGGAUUCGAUGUUCCGCGCAACAUUUCCUCUCUCUCGCAAAUACUUGAAACGGUCUAUCCAAUUGCUUCUGCUCUCAACAGCUCAGUGAUCAACUUAGAGUCCACCAUUUCUCAAAUAGAUCAGCUUGGGGAAUUGAAAGUUCUUCUUUCUCCCUAUUUGGAUGCGAUUUUGAACUCCGUUCUAGCUCUUUCUCAGUUCGAAUGGACGGCAUUGGCAAACGCCCAGAUCCUGAUUGACUCCGGCCUUAAUGACCUGGACGAAGUGCGGAUAUUUCAGGCGGCCAAGAAUUUCGAAACCGAGACAAUCGCUCUUCUCCAAAAGUUUGAAUACCUCAAGGCCUCUAGAGACAUGCAUCAAAAGUCUUCAGUCCCAGAUCAAUAA
Messenger RNA from Ogataea philodendri, 2190 nucleotides. RefSeq lists its product as uncharacterized. NCBI's taxonomy places the organism in Eukaryota, Fungi, Ascomycota, Pichiomycetes, Pichiales, Pichiaceae. The record is from RefSeq and is a predicted model, not a curated record. Bases 1 to 2190 code for a protein of 729 amino acids. The transcript has 2 exons.